AUGGCGACUCGACGCAUCGUUAAAGCGCGCCGGCCGGCAGGAGGCGCCGGCGCGUCUCCCGCCCCCGCCGCUCCUGCCGCCGCUGCGCCGCCGGAAAAACCGGCUCCGGCCGCGGCUGACGUGGCAGGCGGGUCCGACGUGGCGGAAGCGAAGGAGCAGGCGGAGGAGGACGGGACGGAGGAGGUGAGCUCUGGCGGCAAGCGCGCGAAGAAGGCGCGAUCCGACGGCGCGGAGGAGGAGAAGGCGGCGGAAGGUUCUGCGAAGGAGGGCGACCAGGCGGGAGAGAAGAAAACGGAAGAGGGUAAGGUUAGCGAAGACGCCAUUAAAGAGGAUAAGGCAGCGGCGGAGAAAGAAGGAUCGGGGGAGAGCGACAAGCAGGAGGCGAAGGCGGAGGGAGCGAAUGGCGCGGGAGCCGCGGCGGGAGCAGCGGCGCCGGCAGCGGCAAGCCCGUCUGGGUUCGUGGGUUUUGCCAAGGCGGCUCCGGGAUUCAGUCCUUUCCUCUCCUCCACCACCGCCGCCUCUUCCGGCGGAGGUUUCGCCUCAUUCUCCUCUUCCGCCUUCGCUUCCCCCUUUGCCGCUUCCGCCUCGUCCGGAUCUUCCGCGUUCUCCUUUACCUUCCCCGCCACCACCUCCGCAUCCCCCGCCGCCGGUUCCGCCGCCGCAACCGGCGGCGGGUCGUCGAUCUUCCCUGCCGUUUCCAGCAUUUUCGGGUCGGGGGCGACAGCCAAUGGGAGCAGCGCAAGCGGUGCGAUCGGCGCGACUCCGGGCCUGGGGAUCGGGUUCGGCAGCAGCAGCGGGGCUGGCAGCGGCGCGCCAGCUGUCACGCUGUCGGCGGUCCACGUGGCGACGGGGGAGGAGAAGGAGCGCGCGGUUUUCGCGGCGGAUGCGACGCUGUUCGAAUUCGGAGAGGGGGGGAAGUGGAAGGAGCGGGGGAAGGGGGAAGUUCGGCUAAACGUGCAGGCGGAAGGGGAGGGGGAGGGGGAGGGGGAGGAAGGGGAGAAGGGGGAGGGGGAGGGGGAGGAAGGGGAGAAGGGGGAGGAGGGGAAGGAUGGGGAGAAGGAAGAGAAGGAAGGGACUGAGACAACGGAGAAGGAAGGGGAAGAGAAGAAGGGAGGAGAGAAAGAGAAUAAGGAGGAAGAGAAGAAAGAACAGGAGACGGAUGGGAAAGAGGGAGAGAAGGGAGAUAAGGAAGAGAAGGACACGUCAGCAGAAAAGGCCAAAACAGAGAAGCGGCCAGCUCGGCUGGUCAUGCGAGCGAAGGGCAACUUCCGUCUUCUUCUGAACGCGAAUCUUUUCCCGGAUAUGAAAGUAACCCGGAUGGAUGGGCGGGGAAUUUCGUUUGCUUGUGUGAACAGUACUGGUGAGGAGAAGGAGAAGGAGAAAGAGAAAGAGAAGGAGAAGGAAGGGGGUGCAGCAGCAGCAGUUGGUUUGACGAUGCUGGCGCUUCGUUUUAAGGACGUGGCGCAUACAGAGGAGCUGCUGUCGCUCAUUAACGAGUACAAGGGCGGCAAGGGGAAGGAUGCUUCCAAGGAAGGUCCUGAUGCUGCAGAAGCGAAGGAGGAGGGGAAGGAGGAGAAGGAGGAGGGGAAGGACAAGGGGGGUGCACAAGAUAAGGAAGGGAAAGAGAAUGAGGGGGCAGGGAAGAAAGAGGAGGGGAAGGAAGAGGAGGAGAAGAAAGAGGGGGAGGAUAAGAAGGUGGAGGAGGGGAAGCAAGAGGAGAAGGCAAAUGCAGGUGCAGCUGUGGUUUCUGCAGGUGGCCUCUUCAUUUCACUGCAGUUCGCAUGCUUGCAGGCUGCUACUGCUCCUCAACCCACUUCUUUUCACUUGCUUGCUGGCGGCUGCGGCUGCUUAUCAUUUCACUGCAGUUCGAAUGCCUGCUCCUGGCUGCUACUGCUCCUCGACCCACGGCUCUUCACAUGCUUGCUGCGCCAAGAAUUUGAAGCAGAGAAGGAAGCAGAGAAGGUCUUCCCGUUCGACCCCACUUGCUCCCUACUGCCACACUCCCUUUCUUCUACUACUUGA
Messenger RNA from Closterium sp. Naga37s-1, 2022 nucleotides. Lineage: Eukaryota; Viridiplantae; Streptophyta; Zygnematophyceae; Desmidiales; Closteriaceae. The record is from the annotation of a GenBank genome assembly.